Molecule: messenger RNA, 348 nt
Organism: Lactuca virosa
Lineage: Eukaryota; Viridiplantae; Streptophyta; Magnoliopsida; Asterales; Asteraceae
Source: the annotation of a GenBank genome assembly
AUGGCAAUAAAUAUAUCGGCUUCUUUCGUCUUCUUGGCAUCUGUGUAUCAUAUCGUCAUACCAACUGCCUCAUCUCCUCCGAUCGCCACCAUUCCUGUUCCAAACCCUCGCCUACGACCUUACGUUCAUAGUAACCUAAUCAUUCACGAGCAUGACGCAGUUACCCCCGCCGCCACCAAUGCUACACGAACAGUUCAGGAAGAAAUCACAAACUCGAUUAGAUUUAUUAUGGACGAUACGAUUCAGUUCAAACCACAAAUUCCUCAAAUUCAGAAACCACAAAUUCCUCAAAUUCGGAACUCAUAUGAAAUUGAAGGUAUCGUUCUAUCUAACACCACUAUCAGUUAA